Molecule: messenger RNA, 4450 nt
Organism: [Torrubiella] hemipterigena
Lineage: Eukaryota; Fungi; Ascomycota; Sordariomycetes; Hypocreales; Clavicipitaceae
Source: the annotation of a GenBank genome assembly
GUCGGGCGUCAACGCCCCUUCCGCGUUCCGCGUCCACUGGCCAAGAGCCAAGCAAACAUGGGUUGCAGCAGAUGCCACCAAUCUCACCUGGCGGCGGCGUCGAGAAGAGCCGCACACCAAAAAGAUGCUCGGCUCUGGCUUUUGGCUUGCUCUGCGCACCACUCUGGCAUCCUUCGCCGCGCGCCCCCCCUUGGCCUCUUGGUCAUGGAGGCUUACCCCGUAUUCUUACUACAAGAUGAUUAUGCCCACUCCAUGACAGCGCUCGCAUACUGUGAGAUUCCGCUUCUUCAUCUGGAAUAGAGCAGCCCUGUGCCGUAAGCCUCUGGUCCCCAUACUGGGCUAACGUCAUUCGCAAAUACUACUGUCCUUGUACGGCCCAGCUUCACAGUAAAUCAGGUCCAGCAGCCGCGUACGCUAUCCCCCAUACCUGCAACCAAACCCCGUCACUUUACUCUCUUUCGUGGCGCCUUGCCUGCUUCGGUUGUCUUGGCCCGGACUCCCUCCUCCUUCUCUCACCUUUGUCGCUCAGCCGCCGCCCACCUCUCCAUUCGCAUCAUCCUCAUCUUACUUCCUCUACACUUCUUCGGCUGGCGUCUCUUGUAAUUACUUUAUCCUCUCUUUUGGGUUUCUCUUUCCUUUCUUCCUUCAAUAUCGUGCUCAUUGCAUUCUCGCCUGUCUUAUAUUGAUCCCGGAGCAUUGGUUCGGGUCAGCCAAGCCGCCUGACUGAACAACAGCGACCUAAAGCGCUCCUGACUAUUAGCACAAAGCGAGGAAGUUAUCCGAAAGAUUGUUGGAAUUAAUAUAGCAACACUUACAAGCGUCUUUUCGCUUGUCAAACGCCUUUCUUGUGUUCUAAUUGUCCUUAAGAGUCAAGCCCAACAACCCGUCAGCAUCGGCGUCUACGCUGUCAGACGAAGUAUACUCGGGGCACCCAAGUCUGGCAAAUUCACUCUUUUACACCACCAUUUCAACCACAUCUGACUUCUCGAUAUAAGAACCUUCCGACAGGUCGGAAUUUGCAGUCGGGUCAAUUCAGAGCUACAAGCAGUAGUUUGCUUCUUUUCCGGCUACCACUAGGACCAGCAAAUAAUGACGUCCCUCCACCGCCAAAGGGACUGCUAUUCAUCACAACUAGGGAGUCGUCAACAGGAGCAGCCAAGACAGCCAGCAAUUACUCCAAGGAGUAUCCCGCAUCCUAGAACGUCGCUAACGCCCGUCGACUCAUCGCCGAGCGUCUCGCCAGAGCUCCUAGGCUACUCAAACUCGACCCGGUGUAGGAUCUCUACACCACCAGAUCUCCCACACACCUCUACAGUGUAUAAAAAGAUGCACACAAACUACCGCACCGACAACGGCGACGAUGCCCUUCUUUCACAGUACCAUCGGGAUAUAUCUUCGUCAACACAGUUCCUCUCCAUCCACGAUGACUGUUCGCCCACCUAUCCCGACCAAGUCCCCCGCAGCCGGCAUGACUACGCCAGACCUUCUGAAAAGAGAAUGGCUCCCGAUAUACUAACGCCAAGCGGGGAAUUGCCUCCUCUUCAGAUUGACUACCCAAGACUGGACCAGGGAGUGCAGUCACUCCCUUCGAUUCGCUCUACCCUCGGAGACCUCAACACUCUUCCGCCGCUGGAAUCGAGUAGAGGCAUUGAACCCAGGGUAACCAACCGAUCUAGCCACGAGUCUGCAUUUGGCCACUCUCAACAUCGCAAUCAUAACAUGGCGCCUUCACCUCCCAUGUCCCCAGACCAAAGUUACCGAGUGUCCUUGCCGCCUCGAGGCUCUGUAACAAUACAAAUGCCACCCAUCUCAUCUACCGGACGCUCGCCAUUUGACAGCUCUAUGCGUAGUAAUGCUUCAGCUCACAACAGUGAAAGUCCUGUAUCAGCAGGCAUCACGUCGCCGUCGUUAUCACAGGCCGAUACUGUAUCCAGCACUACGGCAGGCAGCUUUGUCUGUUCAUAUCCCGGAUGCAAAGCCCAACCGUUCCAGACACAGUAUCUACUCAACUCUCACGCCAAUGUACAUUCUUCUGCUCGACCUCAUUAUUGUCCUGUACAGGGUUGUCCUCGCAGCGAAGGUGGGAAGGGAUUCAAAAGGAAAAAUGAAAUGAUUCGGCACGGGCUUGUUCAUGAUUCACCUGGAUAUAUCUGCCCAUUUUGUCCCGACAGAGAACAUCGCUACCCCCGUCCGGAUAACUUACAGAGACAUGUACGAGUGCAUCAUGUUGAUAAGGAUAAAGACGACCCCCUCUUGCGUGAUGUGCUAGCCCAGCGACCCGACGGUCCUAAUCGUGGCAGAAGGAGACGGGGCAAUAGUUCCUCGUAGUGUGUCUUUUAAGCGAUGAGCACAAUGAUUUUAGCGGAUUUAUUACUACUAGCAUUGUAAUCAGCCGACCUCUGCAUGGCAAUAUAUAUAUAUACCUUGAUGAUCUAACAUACAUUUAUGCUCGACCCCAUGACUUGUAACAAGCUAUAAUUAACAUCCAUAAAAAGAAUAUGCUUUUUGACUACCAUAUUUCCCAUUCACCCGCUUCAACUGAUGAAUCGCUAAAGACGUCACUCUCAAUGGCCGUGAUAGAGUGACGCAUGCCAAUUGUUUCUAGAAUCAGCCACAUGCCCUCUCGCUCUACCCUGCUUGGCUCAAUAUCAAAUUCAGGUGUACGAAUGACUGUGGAUGUUUCCUGGAACUCUCCUUCACCCGACUCUGCAAGCAAAACUUGCUGCGAUCCCCAACCGUGGACGAUUGAUAGGCGAAUCAUCAGCGACGGCGCACUGCGCGAACCAUACUCUGCAUUUUUGGGUAAAACAUGCCUGGCACAUACAUAGCUUCUCGUCAGCCAAGCUGCACUGAUUGGUACACGAUAUCUCUCCUCAUGCUCCGCUAACUUUAGAAGGUUAAGAGUCUUGCGCAGCCUGCCCGCCGCAUCAGCAGGCACAGGCUCCAGGCUAACAGAGGUGGUUGACGACGCUCGUACCGCAAAAUUGGCGAUUUGGCCGGGCUCAAAUGUCGAACAUAUCAGGGUAUAUGAUCCUGGCUGUAGGAUGGAGAGGCUGGCAACAGCGCAGCCUUUGCGGUAUUCACCUGACGAUGUUGCAACAUCCUUGGCUCGUACAGAGACCGCUCGGCGACCGAAUGCCCAAACCAAAUCGACAUGCACAUGGAUAUCUCUCGUAUCUGAAGCGAUCAAUAUGGAUAUUGGUGACGCUUUGUCGAUUGUCAGCUUAUACUGGGGGUUGAUGAAGUAUGUUGGGCAUGACGAAUUGCCUCCAGCUGUGCGUCUGGUCCAGCUACCACCUUGUUCAGCAAAAUGGGACAUUUCUUCAUUUGCUUCUGUGAGUGAGACGCUGUUGUGAGAGAAUACAGAUAAUGUGAAUGAGUAGCUUGGCAAUGGAAGCUCUUGCUGGUCGAGAACGACGGUAUAACUGGUGUUGGCAUCGGCAUCGAGCCUAGCAAGAGUUUGCGGCGAGUCCACAUACGGGCCACAGUAUAUCUCAUCGCCACUAACUUGUACUCGCUUGCCUUUGUUUUUGAAAACCAGAAUACUCAUAUAUCCGAGCUGUUGCGAUACUGCAGCCAUGGAUCCUGCCUGUUUUCGCAUGAUAUCAAGCUCAGCGUCCACAAAAUGUCGACUGAUAAGAAUCCAAACUGGUCCUGCCUGUGCAGGCGUCACAGAGAACUGUUUGUUUUCAAUUAGAGAUGAGGCUGCGUGGCUAGCAGGUUUUUCCCAGCGAAAAUGCAGAUCAGUUCGAUUUGGGAAAAGAGAUGGGUUCCAGUUGAGGUACAUGGACUCAAAAUGCUGGGCUACGUCUUCAAGAGCAACCCAUAGUGUACCGGCGGACGCAGGGCUCUCAUGGCCAUCAUCUGCUAAUGAUAAGCUCGGCGCUGGAGACUGCUGUGGUGUAGCCCAACCUGCACCUGUCCAUAUUGGGCCAUUGCACCAUGGAUUCUUAAUCAAAAGCCUGCGAGUAUCUCCAGUAGUGUCCAACUCAAGGACAGCAUAGUCAUGCUCACCAACGAGACCCAUGACUUCUUCUUCUUCUGCCGAUACUCUACCUGUUCCAAGGGUUAUAACGACAUCUUGGACAUCGUAUGCGCGCUUGAUACGGAUCCAAGUCUCAUUCAAAUCAAAAUCUUCACGCUGUAAGAAAAUUUGUUCGGGAAUCCAUCCCGUCAGCACCCACAGAUCAGUUCCCGAGUUACUACCUGGAAAAUCGUAUCCUCCGCGAACCUUUAAGUAUGCUUUCUCGAGAAGCGCAGGCCAGACUAAGGUAGGAUUCCGCCGAUCAACAACAAAUAAUGUGCGGUCUGUCUUCGAGGCAGGCAGUCUGUCGUCAAUGACAACUCGUCUGGAACACCCAUUGAAAUUCAUCUUCAUCACAUAUUUUCCUGAGCGUGAUACUCGAGGUCGUCCAUGGAUACGAUCAAACGGAUGAAAUAUUGAGGACAG